AAUUUAGUAAAGGGUUUUAUCCGCUUAUCGACUUCGGACAUCGCCUCCCUAGUUCUAUUAGUAAGGAAGCUGGGCGGCGGUGUGAGAAUUUGCGUCAAUUAUAGAGGUAUUAAUAAUAUAUCUUUGAAAAAUACAUACCUAUUACUAUUAAUUAAAGAGAUACUGGAUGCUAUUUGUAGGGUUAAAUAG
Molecule: messenger RNA, 189 nt
Organism: Neurospora tetrasperma FGSC 2508
Lineage: Eukaryota; Fungi; Ascomycota; Sordariomycetes; Sordariales; Sordariaceae
Exons: 1
Source: RefSeq, a predicted model, not a curated record